Neopsephotus bourkii (Bourke's parrot) is the source of this 786-nucleotide messenger RNA. Its product is annotated as tetratricopeptide repeat protein 5-like. The transcript has 6 exons. The record is from RefSeq and is a predicted model, not a curated record. Lineage: Eukaryota; Metazoa; Chordata; Aves; Psittaciformes; Psittacidae. The coding region runs from base 1 to 786 and encodes 261 amino acids. Gene Ontology annotation, molecular function: protein binding.
AUGGCAAUGGCGGCGGCGGCCGAAGGGCCGGAGGCCGAGGCCGGGCCUGAAGGGGCCGAAGAGGAAGGGGAUGGAGACGAAGAGGCCUUAAAGAAGCUGGAGGAGCUGGUGUCGGAGCUGCAGCGCUUCCGGGUCUCGUUGACCUCUGACCCUCCGAAUGACCCCGAGGUCACGUUGGAGCAAGAGAUGGAGCGGACCGUGCGCUUAAUGGAGGCCGUGCAUGUGUCCCAACAGGCCCGUGGACGAGCCUUGGAGCUGCAGGCUGAGGCCUUAGGGGUCUGCCCCACGGCUGCCCCCCAAGUGGAGCAGGCCCUGAGCCGGGCUGUGAAGCUGGAUCCGGGCCUGGCCUCUGCUUGGAUCCGCUUGGGAGAGCUCCAAUGGGCACGGGGGGACCUGGAGGGAGCCCGGGCCUGCUUCAGGGGGGCCUUGGCGCAUCCCCGCCCCCGUGACGUCACGCCGGGGGCGGAGGCCAGGGCCCGCCGCCUCCUGUCCGUGGUGCUGAGGGCCGGCGGUGGGGGAGGGGCCCUAAGGGAGAGCCUGGCCCAGGCCGAGGCCGCCGUGCGCUGCCAGCCCUGCGAUGGGGCCUCCUGGUAUGUGCUGGGCAAUGCCUAUGUGUCGCUCUUCUUCGCUGGGGGGCAGAGCCCCGAGGCCGCGCGCCGGGCCCUGGGCGCCUACGCACAGGCCGAGCGCGUGGACCCAGAAGCAGCCAAUAACCCGGACCUGCACCUCAACCGCGCCACCGUGAGUCAGCCAACGGGGUGCAGGGGGCGGGGCUUGGGCGUUUGA